AGACUCCCAUCGGAUUAAAACACCAUUAUUAUUUAUUAUUAUGUAAUGUCUUUUUCUCUCUCCUUUAAAAAAAUUCUCACUCUGCUGCUCAUGUUGUAUGGAGAUUUGCACUCACUGCGUCCUUUGUCGUACCAAGGAGGAUCUGUCUUCGAAAAAAGGGCAGGCAAGCUGUGGAUUUAUGUCGUCUGGAUUUAUUCUGGCAGUGAUUGGGGCUGCGUUGAAGCUCUCUAAAAUUUGUGUUUCUUUCUCUCUCUUUUCAAUUUUAUCUGAGAUUGUGUUCUCUUUUUUCUCCUGGUCUUGGUGUAUGCUAAGCUGCGUACUCUGUGAUAAUAUCGUGAAGCCAUCUGUUUCAAUGCGAUUGAGAUCAAAAAGGACUUAUUGCGGAGUGGAGUGUUACGGCUGCUUUCACAUACAGAGAUUUUCUUAUCUUUUCAUAUUUUUAAGAGGGGAUUUAACUUGAGAUCAGAGUUUUGAUUACCUCUCUUUUCUUUGAUUUUCUUCUUUCUCUCCGUUCAUUUCGGUUUUCUUCUUCUACAUAUUCUGAGGGUUUUUAGAGGGUUUUUCCUCAUUUUUUU
This is a messenger RNA of Vigna umbellata (rice bean), 575 nucleotides long. Lineage: Eukaryota; Viridiplantae; Streptophyta; Magnoliopsida; Fabales; Fabaceae. The record is from RefSeq and is a predicted model, not a curated record.